CGAAAUGGACCGGCUGUGAUACAGUUACACUUUCACCGAACCGUGCUGACCCCACGGGCUGACGUUUGAAGAUUGAGAUUGGAAGAGAAAGGAUGAGCUUCGCACGCGCGUGAUAUCCGUGUCAAUACAGAGCUCGCGCUCUCUAGACCCACCUGACCCGAGACGCGAUGAACAGUCCGAGUUGAGCGCGCGCUGUGUUGUGGUUCAACGGCAAAGUAUGUCAGGCAAUUGACUGGAUGAGAAGAAGGUGGCGUUUUUAAGCUUUUUGUUUCAUUAUGACUGAAAUAUCAUGCUACAGUGUUUAGUUUACAGAGAAGAGAAAUCCGCUGGCUGACUAGAAACUACAACGAACACGUUGGAAGUGCUGCAUUAUUCAGUGUAAUAGUGACUUGUUUUAUAAGUUGAGCAACUGAUGUCCCAACUUGACAGAAACGAGCCCGGCGAGUUUAUUUACACAUUGUUUAUAAACAGUCCUUUUAUUUUUCUAAACUGAAGACGUUUAAUUUGCGGAUGUUGUCAAACUUUAUCAGCUAGCAAGCUAGCGGAUUUUUGGAUGAGUUCCGCCGGUUGACUCACCGCGCUAAAACAGCACAUUUUACAGAAAACUGAAGACAAAACAGUAUUUGAGGGGAAAACUGACGAGCUGUCAUGGCAACCCGGAUUGUGACUUAAGAGUCGAGAGAGCAACACACAUACCCCGAUGUCUGGAGGGCGAAUCUGCGGUCAACAUUGAUUCUGCCUUUGUGUGUUUGGAACAAAGUUGAGGAGAGGCUUGCUUGCCAUGUACCAGAGCAAGAUCUGUUUCACCAUCUAAAUGCAUUAAGCACAAGUCAGUCAGAUUCACUGAUAUAAUACUACAAGUAAGUGUUUACUCAACCCUCAUCCAGCAGAAUGAAGAGAACUGAGACCAAAAAUAAAAGGAAACUCUGCACCUCUGAGCAGCGGGAGAGCAGCACUGAAGACAAAGACGAGAUGCUGCCGGCACCUCCACCCCUGCUGUUCAGAAAGCUAAGUAACCCCGACCUGUCUCCUGCCGCAGGAAAGACCAAACUGCAGCGGCAGCUCAGUCAGGAUGACAGCAGAGCUCGACGCAGCAGUAUGGCCAGCGUGCUCACCGGAAAGCAGCUUCUGCCUCUGUCCAGCAGCAUGCAUGGUGGAGUGAGUCAGCUUGCUUGGCAGCCACAUGCAGGAGAACCCAAUAACUUAGUCCGCAUGAGGAGUCAGUCUUUUGGCAAGUCUGCUCCCUCUCUUACUGCAGGACUGAAGGAGCUGAGUCUUCCCAGACGAGGCAGUUUCUGUCGGACCAGCAACAGGAAGAGUUUGAUAGUGACAUCCAGUACCUCUCCCACUCUGCCCCGCCCCCACUCACCACUGCACGGACUUUCAGGGAGCAGUCCAUUGGACAGUCCACGCAAUUUCUCCCCAAGCACUGCUGCCCACUUUUCCUUUGUGCCAGCUCGCAGUCAUGGACACAGGGCUGACAGGACAGACGGCCGCCGCUGGUCUCUCGCCUCUUUGCCAUCCUCUGGAUAUGGAACCAACACCCCCAGCUCAACAGUCUCGUCAUCAUGUUCAUCUCAGGAGAAGCUGCACCAGUUGCCCUUCCAGCCCACAGCAGAUGAGCUGCACUUCCUCACCAAACACUUCAGCUCGGAGAGCAUCACAGAUGAGGAUGGGAGGAGAUCUCCAGCCAUGCGGCCCCGCUCCCGCAGUCUCAGCCCUGGGCGCUCACCCAUAUCUUUUGACCAUGAGAUAGUCAUGAUGAACCAUGUCUACAAGGAGCGUUUCCCUAAGGCUACUGCUCAGAUGGAGGAACGGCUGGCUGAAUUCAUAUCCUCUUCAGCCCCUGACAAAGUCAUGCCUCUAGCUGACGGCGUCCUGAGCUUCAUCCACCAUCAGGUCAUCGAACUAUCCCGUGACUGCCUGGACAAAUCCCGCGAAGGUCUCAUCACCUCCCGCUACUUCUACGAACUACAGGAGAACCUUGAGAAAUUGCACCAGGAUGCUUAUGAACGCUCCGAGAGUGUGGAGGUGACUUUUGUCACCCAGUUGGUGAAGAAGCUGAUGAUUGUCAUCGCCCGGCCUGCCCGGCUACUGGAGUGUCUGGAGUUUGAUCCAGAGGAGUUCUAUCACCUGUUAGAAGCUGCUGAGGGUCAUGCUAAAGAGGGUCAGGGCAUCAAGUCCGACAUCCCACGAUACAUCAUCAGCCAGCUGGGCCUCACCAGGGACCCCCUUGAGGAAAUGGCCCAGCUGAGCAAUUAUGAUAGUGGUAACCCUGAAACACCAGAAACAGAGGAGUCCAUAGAAAGUCGAGGAGCUGCCAUACAGCCACCCCAGCCAAAAAUUCAAACUCCUCGUGAGGAAGACUUCGAGACCAUUAAACUCAUCAGUAAUGGAGCUUAUGGGGCUGUGUUUCUGGUGAGGCAUAAAGAGACCCGUCAGCGCUUUGCCAUGAAGAAAAUCAACAAGCAGAACCUAAUCCUGAGGAACCAGAUCCAGCAGGCCUUUGUGGAAAGAGACAUCCUGACAUUUGCCGAGAACCCUUUCGUUGUCAGCAUGUUCUGUUCCUUCGAGACAAGGAGACAUCUGUGCAUGGUUAUGGAGUAUGUAGAGGGUGGGGACUGCGCCACUCUGCUAAAGCACAUAGGAGCUCUGCCUGUGGACAUGGCACGCAUGUACUUUGCUGAGACAGUUCUAGCACUGGAAUAUCUUCACAACUAUGGCAUUGUGCACAGAGACCUCAAACCUGACAAUCUCCUGAUAACAUCAAUGGGACAUGUGAAACUGACAGACUUUGGCUUGUCUAAGAUUGGUUUAAUGAGCUUAACAACUAAUCUGUAUGAAGGUCACAUCGAAAAAGACACCCGUGAAUUUCUGGACAAACAGGUGUGUGGUACUCCUGAAUACAUUGCUCCCGAGGUCAUUCUGAGGCAGGGCUAUGGUAAGCCUGUGGACUGGUGGGCAAUGGGUGUGAUCUUGUAUGAGUUUCUGGUGGGCUGUGCUCCAUUCUUUGGGGAUACACCUGAAGAACUGUUUGGACAAGUCAUCAGUGAUGAGAUAAUCUGGCCAGAGGGCGAUGAAGCUUUACCUACUGAUGCUCAAGAUCUCAUCUCCAAACUACUGAGGCAAAACCCUCUGGAGCGUCUGGGAACAGGUAGUGCGUUUGAGGUGAAACAGCACCGGUUCUUCACUGAUCUGGACUGGAAUGGUCUUCUAAGGCAGAAGGCAGAAUUUAUACCUCAGUUAGAGUCAGAGGAUGACACUAGCUACUUUGACACACGCACAGAUCGGUAUCAUCAUGUGGACUCUGAGGAAGAGGAUGACACGAAUGAAGAUGACCAUUUAGAGAUCCGUCAGUUCUCCUCCUGCUCACCACGAUUCAGCAAGGUGUAUAGUAGUAUGGAGCGUUUGACCUUACAUGAAGAGAAGCGCACCCCUCCUCCCACUAAGCGUAGUCUGAGUGAAGAGGGAGGUGAGCGAAUUGACAGUCUCAGUGGCCUGAAAUCCCGAGACCGGAGCUGGCUGGUGGGCUCGCCGGAGAUCCUACGGAAGCGGCUCUCUGUUUCCGAGUCCUCUCACACUGAGAGUGACUCCAGUCCGCCUCUUACAGUGCGUCGACGCUGUUGUUCUGCAAUCAUAGAAAUGCCUCGAUUUGCCAUCUCCAGUGAAGAGGAUGGGGGUGUGACAGGCAGGAAGACCCCCAUGAGGGGCCCUCGCAUGGAAGAUCUGCCCCGGUCCAUACCAGAGCUCCCUGUAGAGAGAGAGCUGAAGCUGGAUGAAUCGCCCACCACACCAGGCUCCACAUCCAGCCACAUUAGCCACUCCACACUCACACCAGGAGGCUUUGGUGAUUUGUUAGAUCGGGGCUCUACUCGCUGCAGUGCUGAGGGUUCUGAAAACUCCACUCCUAAAGCUAUCAGUGACCUUGCGGCCCGCAGAGCUCGCCACAGACUGCUGUCAGGAGACACUGAGAAACACACAUCACGCCCACUCAACAAGGUCAUCAAAUCAGCCUCUGCCACCACCCUCUCACUCAUGAUCCCUACUGAUCACCAUGGUGCCUCUCCUUUGGCCAGCCCCAUGUCCCCUCACUCUCUGUCCUCCAACCCCUCAUCACGUGACUCCUCACCCAGCCGAGACCUGUCCCCUGCUGUCUGCAACAUUAAACCCGCCAUUGUCAUCCACCGAGCUGGCAAGAAAUAUGGCUUUACCCUGCGCGCCAUCAGGGUCUACAUGGGUGACACAGACAUUUAUACCAUGCACCACAUGGUGUGGCAUGUGGAGGACGGGGGACCUGCCCAUGAGGCUGGACUGAAAGAGGGAGAUCUCAUCACACAUGUUAACGGAGAGCCUGUCCAUGGACUUGUGCACACCGAAGUUGUAGAACUCAUUCUCAAGAGUGGCAGUAAGGUGUCUAUCUCUGCUACACCCUUUGAGAAUACUUCCAUUAAGGUUGGCCCUGCACGCAAAACCAGCUACAAGUCUAAAAUGGCCCGCCGCAAUAAAAGAACCAAAACCAGAGAAGGACCAGACAGUAAGAAGAGAAACUCACUGUUCCGUAAGAUCACGAAGCAGGCGACCCUUCUCCACACCAGUCGCAGUCUCUCUUCUCUGAACCGCUCUGUUUCUUCUGGCGAGAGUGUCCCAGGUUCUCCAACACACAUGUCCCCUCGUUCACCGACACAGGGCUGUCGUUCCACACCUGACUCUGCCCACUCAGUUGCCGGUAACUCAUCCCAGAGUAGCUCUCCCAGCUCUAGUGUUCCAAACUCUCCUGCCAGUUCUGGUCAGAUCAGACCCAGCUCCUUGCAUGGUCUGGCCCCCAAACUGCAGCGCCAGUAUCGCUCCCCUCGCCGCAAGUCUGCAGGCAAUAUCCCCUUAUCCCCACUGGCUCGCACACCAUCCCCCACCCCUCAGAGUACUUCCCCCCAGCGCUCUCCUUCGCCUCUGCCAAGCCACGCACUCAUCACUUCUUCAAUAGGUCAGUCCUUCCCUGUCAAACUCCACUCUUCGCCUCCUCUAGUAAGACAGAUAUCCCGGCCAAAGAGUGCAGACCCUCCUCGCUCGCCUCUGCUCAAACGUGUCCAAUCGGCAGAGAAACUUGCUUCUUCUCUUUCUUCAUCAUCAUCUUCUCCCUCUCCCUCCUCUGCUACUGAUAAAAAGCUGCCAGUAGGUGCCAGCCGCAAACACAGUCUUGAUACCUCACAUUCGGAGUUUAAAAAGGAGAUGCUGCAGCGAGACCCUAGUCUGCAGAGCCUGCAGGAGUCUAACAGUGAGACUGUACUGGUAGGACGAGUGUCUCAUGCAGAAAAGGGCAGCCUGCAGAUGGGUUCAGUUCACAAACUGGGCCGGCAAGAUAGUCCUGAGUCUGGAACUGGAAGUCUCGGACUUGUUUCUGGGAAGAGUAAACUGAAAGACAAGCUGUCUGCUAUACGCCAGGAUCGCGCUGAACGGCGUGAGUCUCUUCAGAAGCAGGAUGCUAUACAUGAGGUGGACUCCUCAGAGGAUGAGACAGACGAAGGCUCAGAAGACAGCCAGGAUGGACGCAGGACAAGCUAUGUUCCUCCUAGCCAUAUCCUGCGGCCCACUACUGUAAUGGCCUCCCCCCAUACCAUCAGGAGGGGACCAGCAGCUCCACCAACACUAGGCAUGGUACCCCCCAUUUGCGCACCCCCAAACUCACCUGAGCCCAGCAGAGGACUGCAUGUGCAAAGCCAAAUUACCACUCAGACUCUAACUUCAAACUCAGCACCAAUGCAAACUGCAGCCAAGGCCCUAGAACAGAAUCACACAAAACACUUAUCAUCUACUGCAACCCAGGGCUCCUGUUCAACACUAGCUGGAGACUCAAGAAAGGGCGAAUCAAAGCAACAGGACUCUCAAUCCAGUGUUAGACCUUCUCCACCUCAGCCCAGCCCUCUAUCCAGCACCUUCUCAACCCACGGCAGCGCCUUUACCUCCGUUAGCAAUGACCCAUUUGUAAAACCCACCACACCUCCUUUGGAUUGGAGGACCCCCAAAACUUCUGAGCCCAAGUCCAAAACUAGUAGCACUGCUUCAGUGGUAGCUAGGGAUACCCCUGUUGCUACCACACCGACUGGAGGCAUCACCAAGGAGAUGAAGGAGGCUGACAACCGCAGGCAGGCUGCAGCUGCUGCUGCUACAGCCUCUGCAUCCACUGCCUGUGAGAGUGGAAUGGACAAAGUUGUUUCUCAACUACCCACUGUGGCAAAGAGCGUGCUGGGCCCUGUGAAACUCAACAUCCCAGGAACUAAAGAGGCCCUGGAUCGGACAAAGGAUCAGCAUCCUGAGUCAAAUGCCACCCACCCAAAAAUAAAAGAGUGCUGUCUGGAACAUCCUGAUUCUCCUGACCGUUUGUGUCAAUCUGCUGGUCCUGGCUCCCAGUCGCCGCGGUUGACUAAAUCUCACUCUAAACAAACACCUUCCAAACCUGAGCCAGCCUCAACUGCUCAAAGGUCUGUAGAGGUUCCAGGGACCUCCAAAAGACCUACUCCAAACUCCCAAGCUGAGGAAGAGCAACAGGACAAACUAGGGACUUUGCAAAGCAGCACUGCACCAAGGUCUAGGUCUGAAGCUCAGUCACAGGCCCAGGCAAAACUCAGUUCCACUAUGUCACAAGACAAAUCCAACAAGCCAACGUAGCAGUUCUGCAGAAAAAUCCGUUUUAUCCAGCUAAUUUAGCUUGCCUAUUAACGGACAAAUACACAUUGUAACAGGACAGUUUCAUGUCAGUAUCCUAGUGAAAAUAUUGGAGGGAUGAUAAGAGGGGGGAAGAGAAAGAGGUGUUUACAGAUAAACCCAGCAGUUUCAUUUCAGAAUGUUUUAUGCUCUGCCAUUUACAAAAUAAUUGAGGCUGUAUAAUUGUUCUGCUUUUCUUGUUACUACUUUUAUCUGGAGAAAUACAUGCCCUCAUAUAGUAUAUUACCUCUUCAUAUUAUCUCUGUAUUACUUUAAAGAUCUUCUCUGUUGUAGGUAUUGUUGUGUCUUAAAGCAACACCUUAAAAUUUCACUUGUAUGUCUCAGUGCUAUUCAUCUUUGGAAGAAGAUAUAUUGCAGCAAUAAGAGUAGUGUAUGCCGAGCAAUUUUUAAAAACACACAAAGUUAAUAUCAUUGCACCCAUAGUAUAUAAAGACAAAACAAACUGCAUUUUCCACCCCUCACUUACGCUUGUGUCAGAUUUCAGAAAAUUGGAUGUAUAAUGUGGCAGAACGAUGGCCAUUAGUUGCAUAAAUUAUACCCUAAAAAGCAAUUCGUUUGCACAUCAUAAUUUCUAGAUCAAGUGUGUGGUUUUAUCCUUUUAUUUUCAGGGGGUUCAGCAGUUUUCAAAAUGUCAAGCGGACCAUUGUUUUUACUUUGCUUAUUUUAUUUUCAGUCAUUUUAAUAUUCGGACCAAUUUGCUGUAUCCGUUUAUUUAUUUACCUCUGUUUUUAAAAGGCAGACUUGUACCUGGAAUGUAUGUGUGCCUGUGUAUAGAAAAGCAUGUCUGAGUGCUUGUUUACGUGGGUCUUUACAGUAUAUAAUGAAAAUUAAAAAAAGUCUGUUCUUUUUUAGUCUGUUUUAUGGCCUACCAAGUGGGAGGGUGUUUGUGAUUAGUGUCCUAUCUUUGUCAUAUCACCUACGUCUGAUUCAGACCUUUACGAGGCAAAGAUGUAUUUGCACACACCCUUUUUAUUUUGUGUCAUUAAUAUGAAAACCAAUAAAUACAGUAUCCAAUUAGAUCCCAGGCUUGGUUGGGGUCUUGAGGGGUUUGACCAGUAAGUAGACUGUGGUGCCUUGUCAUAUUAUUAGACAUAAUGAUGUGUUAACACCAUAAUGUAUUUAGAGAGUGUCAAGUGUAACCUGCUCCUGUGGAACUACUGAGCUUAUUUGAAUUUUCACUUUAUUUUGCAUUUACAAUCAAAUAGCAUAAUUGUCUGUACUAAAUUCACCACCAAUUUGUGAGCAUAGUUUAACACGUGCCCUUGUUACAAAAAAGUUCUGUAGCAAGUAGUGCCAUUUCCCCACACACUCCUGUGCUACUUAUGACUGUAUGGAACAUUUCUAGUAUUAUCUGUUAGCCUAUAUGACUAAUAGUGACUGGAGUCACAUGAUGAUCAUAUGUACAGUUAUGAUAUAACCUUACUCAUGUUUUGUCCAGAUGAAAUGUGAAUGGAUGUCUUGAACAUUUACGCUUCUUUAUUGGAACCCAAAGGAAUGGAGCUGUUGAUGGCACUGUGGCCUGAAGCUUAAUUCCUAUUGAACCUAAUUAACCUGGGCAUCAUGAGCAGUGAGACAAUGCACUUGUAAAGUGAAUGGUAUUUGGUUAAAGUUGGAAAUUCAUCUGUGGGCAGUCAGGUUGAAAAAAACUUUUGCACUCUUGUGUCAAAUAAAAUCAAUCAGUCUUACAAUCAGUCGUUCUUACACCCCAGAGGCAAAGGCGUAAACAGUUUGUGUCCUUCCAAAAAAAAAGACCAAAUCAUUAUAUCCUCUAGGGAUGACCUACUGUAAAUCACUCCAUAGGUAACAUUUUCAUACCUAGAUUUAAAGCAUUGUCCCAGAGCUACAGAGAACUUGAAAAUCUGAUUUUAAACGGCAUUUCUAGGGUUUAUAGAUCCUGCCCUUAUAUGUUUGCAUGUGUUAUAUCUUGAGAGCUCAUCUGUAAACGGCACACAAGUUUAUUUUGUCUCACUGUGUCUCUGAGUGCCCAGGCACAUAUUGUAUCUUAGAUUAUGGCAGACCACUAGUGAUUACUUAUUUGGCUGGGCUGCAUUACAGAUUUUACAAAGUGUAGGCAUAGUUUACCCAAAAUUUUAAAUCUGUCAUAAUUUACUCACACUCAUGUUUCUUUCUUUUGUGGAGCACUAAAGGGAAUGUUAUGCAGAAUGUUAUCAUCAGUCACCCUUCACUUAAAUUGCAUGUUGUUUCCAUACAGAGAAAGUGAAUGGUGACUUGAGCAUACUGUGUCUGCAUUUUAUUUUACAAAAUCACAAGGCUAAUAAUUUUGAAGAAUGUGAAUGCAAUGAAUUCAUCUUUACUCCCUUUGCUAAAGUCACUAGCAGCUCUGGGCUAUGAAAGUGAGUACGAACUGCCUUUUCACAUACGUGAGGUGGAUGAUAAUGAUGCUUGGGCUAUUUGUUGAGGUGAAGUCAGGUGUAAGAACGCCUGAGGUGGUCAUCCAUCAAUGUCCCGCAAACGCAUGCCACCAUGCAUGCACUGGUGAAAUGUAAUCUCACACACACCGUCUAGAGCAAAUUCACCCACCACAUCUUACCUCUGGCAUAGCUCAGCUCUUUAUGAAUGAAACCCUUUGCAGCAUACACACAUUACUUACAUCUUCCCACUAUUAAUAUACAUAUACACUCAUCAGCCACUAAGUCCAAUCACUGCCCUCUCAACAUAUCUGUGUGUGUGCGUUAGGUCCAAAUGGCUGCACAGAUGGAUCACUUUUAUGUAGAUAUGUAUUAAGUCUAGUAUUCUGAGUGUUUACUAUAAAAAUAAUUGAAGUUAAAUGGUGCAAUGGCCUCUGCCUUCGAUAUGACACAGCUGGAAUGGAACAAUGUGUAUUUUAAGAGUUUAUAUUCACAUAAAGUUGUGAUGGAGUCAAUGGUGAUUCUAUGGUGUUAUGGAUGUAGGACACUGUUCAUGUGACCAUCAUGUUUUGUCUUCUAAGGCUAAAGGAGAUGUGGCAUGGUUGUACAGAAACAAAUUAGUAAAAAUGGGCAAAAGGAAAAAAAACUGCUAGAGUUAAACCAGUGCAAUAUCUUAACAUUUUCUAUUGUGGCAUGUUUGUUGUUAAU
Molecule: messenger RNA, 9797 nt
Organism: Xyrauchen texanus (razorback sucker)
Lineage: Eukaryota; Metazoa; Chordata; Actinopteri; Cypriniformes; Catostomidae
Product: microtubule-associated serine/threonine-protein kinase 2-like
Exons: 30
Coding region: 892-6663 (1923 amino acids)
Biological process (GO): intracellular signal transduction; peptidyl-serine phosphorylation
Cellular component (GO): microtubule cytoskeleton
Molecular function (GO): protein serine/threonine kinase activity; protein binding; ATP binding
Source: RefSeq, a predicted model, not a curated record